UGAUAUAUAGCCAAUGAAGGAGGAGAAAGGAAACGAAAUGGCAGAUAAGAAAAUGAACAGUAAAGAGGUUGGAAACCCUGUGAAGAAGAAGAAAAAUGGAUCUAUACACUCCAUUUUCAUGCAUGCGGAUAGUGUAGAUAUGUGUUUGAUGGCUGCAGGCUUCAUUGGAGCUGUUGUUGAUGGCACUGUUGCACCCUUGAUUAUAUAUUUGACUGGCCAUAUGUUUAACAAUGUUGGUGGAGCUAAUUCAGCUUCAUCUGCUGAUAUGCUCGCCCACAACAUUCGCCAGGUUGCUCUAUUUUUGAUUUUGACUGCCUGUGGGGGAUGGGUUGGGUCUUUCCUAGAAGGAUAUUGUUGGACAAGAACAGGUGAAAGACAAGCCACAAGAAUGAGAACUAGAUAUUUGAAAGCUGUGCUAAGACAAGAUGUAGGCUACUUUGAUUUGAAUGUAACUAGCACAGCUGAAGUAGUCACAAGCGUUUCCAAUGACAGUCUGAUAAUUCAAGAAGUUAUCAGUGAGAAGGUCCCAAACUUAAUAGCAAGAGGUGCUACAUUUAUUGGAACAUACAUAGCAGCUUUUCUGAUAGUAUGGAAAUUAGCUCUUGUGGUUUUUCCUUUUCUUCUGUUGCUGGUGGUUCCUACUUUAAUUUAUGGAAAUAUUUUACUGAGUCUUGCAAGGAAGAUUAGGGUGGAGUACAAUAAAGCCAGCACAGUAGCUGAGCAGGCAGUAUCUUCUAUAAGAACUGUUUAUGCCUUUGUUGGUGAAAACAAAACCACAACCGAGUUCUCUGCAACUCUGCAAGGAUCUGUGAAGUUAGGGUUGAGGCAAGGGUUGGCUAAAGGCUUGGCCAUUGGCAGCAAUGGCAUUAGUUUUGCUAUUUGGGCUUUCGUUACUUACUAUGGUAGCAGAAUGGUCAUGUACCAUGGAGUUCAGGGUGGAACUAUUUUCAUAGUGGGCACCUGCAUUGCUAUUGGUGGACAACGACUUGGUGCUAGUUUAUCUUACCUGAAGCCCUUAUCCGAAGCAAGUGCAGCUGCAGAUCGUAUAAAUGAAGUGAUAAAAAGAGUCCCAAAGAUUGAUUUAGACAACAUGGAAGGGGAGAUUUUGGAUAAAGUUUUAGGGGAGGUUGAAUUCAAGCAAGUUGAGUUUGCAUACCCUUCAAGGCCUGAGAGCAUAAUAUUCAAGAAUUUUUGUAUCAAAAUUCCAGCAGGAAAGACUGUGGCCUUGGUGGGUAGCAGUGGAUCAGGAAAAUCCACAGUGAUCUCAUUGUUGCAAAGGUUUUAUGACCCACUUGGAGGAGAUAUACUUUUUGAUGGGGUUUCUAUCAAUAAAUUGCAGCUCAAGUGGUUAAGGUCACAGAUGGGGUUGGUGAGUCAGGAGCCUACACUUUUUGCAACAACCAUUAAAGAGAACAUACUUUUUGGGAAGGAGGAUGCUGGAAUGGAAGAGGUUAUUGAAGCAGCUAAAGCUUCCAAUGCCCAUAAUUUCAUAUCCCAGUUGCCUCAAGGAUAUGACACCCAGGUUGGCGAAAGAGGGGUUCAAAUGUCUGGUGGACAGAAACAGAGAAUUGCCAUAGCAAGAGCCAUAAUCAAAUCACCCAAAAUCCUCCUUCUUGAUGAGGCAACAAGUGCAUUAGACUCUGAAUCUGAACGUAUUGUGCAAGAAGCUCUUGACAAGGCCUCCAUUGGACGUACGACUAUCAUCAUUGCCCACCGCCUCUCUACCAUUAGACAUGCAGAUUUAAUUGCCGUUGUCCAAGAUGGCCACGUCAUGGAAACCGGGUCACAUGAUGAAUUAAUGGUAAACGAAAAGGGCUUUUAUCCCAUGCUAGUGCAACUUCAACAAACAGAACAAGCCCAGGAAAAAGGCAACAAAGAUUUACAUAUGAAUGCCUCAGCUUAUAUAACUAACAUGGAAAUCAAUAUUGCUAGCAGUCGUAGACUUUCUUUAGUCAGCAGGACAAGUUCAGCCAACUCCAUGGCACCAAAUCAUGCUUCACUAGCUGGAGAAAUGAAUGUUGAGGAACAAAAAUUGUCUGCACCAUCUUUCAGGAGAUUGUUGGCCUUGAAUUUACCAGAGUGGAAACAAGCUACCCUGGGAUACUUAAGUGCAAUUUUAUUUGGUGCAGUGCAACCACUUUCAGCUUUCACAAUGGGGUCAAUGAUAUCAAUAUUUUUUCUCGCGGAUCAUGAUGAAAUUAAAGAAAAGACAAAGGUUUAUGCUUUGAGUUUCCUUGGGUUUUGUUUGUUUUCACUGAUAAUUAAUGUUAUUCAGCAUUAUAAUUUUGCUUACAUGGGGGAGCACUUGACAAAGAGGAUAAGAGAGAUGAUGCUUUCAAGGAUACUGACUUAUGAACUUGGGUGGUUUGACCAAGAUGAGAAUUCCAGUGGCUCUGUUUGUGCUAGACUAGCAAAAGAUGCCAGUCUGGUGAGAUCUUUAGUCGAUGAUGGAAUAUCUCUUCUUGUGCAAACCAUCUCAGGUGUAACUAUAGCUUGUGCCAUGGGCCUAUUCAUUGCUUGGAGACUUGCCGUUGUCAUGAUAGCAGUCCAACCCCUCAUCAUCCUCAGCAUGUACACUCAAAAGGCCUUACUCAAAAGCAUGUCCAGGAAAGCCAUCAAAGCACAACAAGAGACCAGCAAGCUUGCUGCUGAGGCAGUUUCCAACCACCGAACCAUUACUUCCUUCUCGUCUCAAGACCGAAUCCUGAAAAUGCUGCAAAAGGCUCACGAAGGCCCGAGAAAAGAGAAUGUUAGACAAUCUUGGUUUGCAGGUCUUGGACUUGGAUCAGCUCAAUUGCUUACUGCAUGCCUUAUGGCCUUUGAUUUUUGGUAUGGUGGCAAACUCAUAUCUCAAGGAUAUAUCAAUGCAAAAGCCCUCAUUGAAACAUUCCUCGUUUUGGUUAGCACCGGCCUUGUCAUUGCUGAAGCUGCAAGCAUGACAUCAGACUUGGCCAAGAGCGCUGAGGUUGUUGAAUCUUUGUUUGCUAUAUUAGACCGCUGCACAAGAAUUGAACCUGAUGACUCUAAUGGUUACCUUCCCAAAGAAAUUACAGGACAUGUGGAAAUUUGUGACAUCGAUUUUGCAUAUCCGGCUAGGCCUGAUGUGAUCAUCUUGAAAGACUUCUCAAUCACCAUUGAAGCUGGGAAAUCAACAGCAUUGGUGGGACAAAGUGGAUGUGGUAAAUCAACAAUCAUUAGUUUAAUUGAGAGAUUUUACGAUCCUCUCAAAGGGGUAGUGAAGAUUGAUGGUCGAGAUAUAAGGUCAUACAACCUAAGGUCAUUGAGGAAACACAUAGCACUUGUUAGCCAAGAACCAACACUAUUUUCUGGCACAAUAAGGGAAAACAUUUUAUAUGGAGCAUCUGAUAAAACUGAUGAAUCUGAAAUCAUUGAAGCAGCUAAAGCAGCCAAUGCACAUGAUUUCAUUGCAGGCCUAGCAGAUGGUUAUGAUACCUGGUGUGGAGACAGAGGUGUGCAGCUAUCUGGGGGCCAGAAGCAACGGAUCGCCAUAGCCCGAGCCAUAUUGAAGAAUCCAACAAUGUUAUUGUUAGAUGAAGCAACCAGUGCACUUGACAGUAAAUCAGAGAAAGUGGUGCAAGAGGCAUUGGAGCGAGUGAUGGUGGGGAGGACUAGUGUGGUUGUGGCACAUAGGCUAACUACCAUUCAAAACUGCGAUCUUAUUGCUGUCUUAGACAAAGGGAAGGUGGUGGAGAAAGGUAACCAUUCAUCUUUGUUGGCCAAGGGGCCAACCGGAGCUUACUACUCUUUGGUUAAUCAUUCUACUCAGUCAUUCGAAUAAGUUGUGUGUAUUUUUAGAUGAAAAAUCGAGUCAACAACUUUUGAUACCAUGAAA
Molecule: messenger RNA, 3853 nt
Organism: Durio zibethinus
Lineage: Eukaryota; Viridiplantae; Streptophyta; Magnoliopsida; Malvales; Malvaceae
Product: ABC transporter B family member 15-like
Biological process (GO): transmembrane transport
Cellular component (GO): membrane
Molecular function (GO): ATP binding; ATP hydrolysis activity; ABC-type transporter activity
Source: RefSeq, a predicted model, not a curated record